AUGGACGAAACUCACGCCAACACCGUACCGGCUUCUGAGGAAAAGGAGCCGUCGGUGAAUGACUUGGCGUUUGAGCGCAUUAGGCGGAUCUGGGACAAUAAGAGGAAGGAGGAACAUGUUGCGAAAACGCACUGUUCGUACUGCGACAAACGAGGCAGUCAAAGAAAGCCGCUGCAGACAUGCUCUCACUGCAAAGCGGCGCGCUACUGCGACACGGACUGUCAGCGUGCAGAUUUCCGCGCGGGCCACAAAGACGAGUGCAAGGGUUUCGCACGUCUCCCAAACACCAUGGCGUUCCAAUACGAGCCCAACCCCGAGGAGCGCUUCCCGCACCAUCCCAUCUUUGCGCACGCACACGCCGAUGAUGUGGGGUGCUGGGUCACUGUCGAUGGCCGCGUCGACGGCGAGUAG
Messenger RNA from Trametes versicolor FP-101664 SS1, 411 nucleotides. RefSeq lists its product as uncharacterized. Bases 1 to 411 code for a protein of 136 amino acids. Lineage: Eukaryota; Fungi; Basidiomycota; Agaricomycetes; Polyporales; Polyporaceae. The record is from RefSeq and is a predicted model, not a curated record. The transcript has 2 exons.